AAGCUGAGAAAAUAAUAGGCCAAACACUAUUCAGCAAACUAAGACAAUAUAGUGAAUUUAAGAAGCCUGGACAAAUCAAAAUAUUUUGGCCUGGAAUUGAAAAGCAGACUCGAGUACAAUUGAACAAAGCAGGUUUCCAAAGGGGGUGGGCCGUGAGGGGCCAUUUAGCCCACAGGGGCUGAUCUGUGACUCCUAAGGUCCCAUUCACACUUAUGCUUGUCCCGUGCCUAGACAGCAUGGGUCCAAGCAGUUUCCCCCUUGGCCUGCUUCUUUCCCAAGGAAACCCUGCUCUUUAGUGCUAAAUUGGAACAAACGUCAAUCCGGAGAAAACCUGAAUUGCCGUUCGCUAAAGAGCAGUUUUCUCCAGGGUGAGGGGAAGUGUGGCUAAGCCCUGAGUGGUCCUGCAUUUUAAUUCAGCCUUUGCUCCUUGGGCAGUUGCAAAAGUGUUCCUGGGGAAGUUGAUGGUAACGAUAAAGUACUAAUAAAACACCUUUAUUGAAAAAGAAGUUGAAGUGCGUGUUAACGAUGAGUAGCAGACAAGUAAUGGUGGCGGCAGCAGAAUCUGAAGGCAAAAGCGCUACUAAUUUAAUAAUAUCUUAUUAGGAACACUUCAAACAAUAUGAACUACGUAAGACUUGUUAUACUGUGAUCAGAUCCACCUUCUCAGGGUUGGGGUUUGUCCAAAGAGCAGCCAGCCAGGACAAGGUGCAAGGCCAUAAAAGCUCACAAUAGGCCUCGCCUUGUUCUUUGCCCCCAGCUCCUGUGACUCCAAGGCAUACGACUGCCUCUGAAGGCUCUGUAGAAUUACACAGCUCAACUCCUCACAACAGGGCAAGUGGGGCUGGGGAGAGACAUUUACCUCUGUGGGUACAUUGCAUCAGGACUUCCUCACAUCCAUCGUUUCCGUUCAAAUGUGCUAAUACAGGGUGCUUUGGUGGGUUAGCACAUGGGAAUACCACAAAGCUGCAUAUUACUCAAUAUCCUCCAAACAGGGGUGUCAACAGAAUUUGACAGGGCUGCUACAUUGUAUGGGGAUUGGGGCCCCUGCAUCGCAUCCUUCUGGCUUCUGCAAUCUGUUGGCAAGAGCUGUUACUCAUGUAUAUAUAAUAAUUUAGCCGAACCUACAUCGCAAGGCUGUUGCGAAUGUAAAGAGAGGGAGGGAAAGAAAACGUACCAACCCUGGCCUCCUGGGAAGAAAAGCGAGAUGCAAACACAGGAUCAAUGUACGGUAAUUACGGUAGCUCCCACAGGAGGCAGCUGAAAGUCACCAACUUGGAUGGCUUUAAAAGAGGAAUAACACAAGAGGCGGGGCUUUUUCACAGGCAGCCCCCGUGUUGUGGAACGCUCUCCCAAUUUGUAGUAGCAUUCCGUCUGUCCAUCAAGACACCCCUUUUUAGGUGCAACUAUUCCCCUGAUCGCCUGACUUCCCAUUCAUUCUUAACCGUUACUUUUGCUGUUUCAUCGGCUUGUUUAUUAAGGAUGUUUGUUUUCAUUGCAUUUGUGUUUGGCCAUAUUCUUAAAACUUGUUUUCUAUUUGCAACCCCCUUAUAAGCCUUAAUGGCAAGUAAAAUUAAUGAUGGGUGAUGCUGUGAGAAGCGCCUCCUUGUUUGCAAGGCCGCCUGCCCCUGGUCUUCAUGUUCAUCUUUCGUAGGCCAAAGAAAUGACCGUCCCGAAGUGGUUACCAAGUAUGGGCCCUUGCAGGGCAUGCUGGCCAGAGUGAAGGGCAUCGACCAGCCUGUGAAUGUCUUCCUUGGGAUCCCUUUUGCCAAACCGCCGGUCGGAGCCCUGAGAUUCUCCCCACCGCAACCAGCAGAACCGUGGAGCCAUGUGAGGGAGUCAACGUCUAUCCCUCCCGUGUAAGAAUGAGCCAAAUGUGGCUUUGCUGGACAUCCUCCUUGGGCUAGAUUACUAUGAAGGUCCUUUUUUCAAGAGAUGCACUUCCUGUCUUGCUUUUAGUUGGUAGCAAAAUGGUUUUCAGACCCAACUCAAAUCCUCUGCCGUAAGCAAGAAGAGUGCCAUUGGGUACAGAAAGAACAGCUAUGUUAAUCUGUGUCCAUUGGUAAAAACAAUUCUGUCGGGUCGGAAGGGGCAAAACCUGAAACAUUGUCUGGAUAACUCUAGCUUGCUUUAAGAUAGGAAAGCUAUUUGGGAACACAGUUCUUUGGGAAGAAACAGGGUUAUAGCUCUUUAAGUAAACAAAUGGGAAGAUGCUCCCUGGCCCUCAAACCCGUCAUGAGUCUAUUGGAGGCAACAACAGCCUCCUCAUGGCUCCAUUCCAAGGGCUGGGGCAGUAUCUGUCUUCCAAGCCAAAGGGACUUUGCACCUGUUUAAUCCAGCAUUCAGAGGGCACCCAAUUUCCCCAAGGAACCGCCAGCCUCUGGAGCUGAGGGAUAAGGAGGUUUUACUCCGUGUUGUUCACCUGCCCUCCUUUCAGGUGGUGGGGGUGAUUGUGGGAGCAGCGCAAAUUGGGCAGUCCACACAGUUUGCUUCUAGGCAUCAGCAGUGCUGCUUAGGGGGUGUUUCCCCUAUCACCACCACCCAUGGAACUGAGAGCAGGGGCUGGGCUGCUGAGCAAACAUGUCCAUCUUUAAGGCAGCAGGCGACAGAGGAGCUUCUGUGCAAAAGAACUGCAGUUCCAGCUUUUCCAGUCUGACCACAUUGAAUGCCCCAGGGCCUCUUUUCUGGUUAAUGAGGAGCAGAGCAGGCAAGGCUCUUGUCAAGCGAUGAGUCAGUGGGAAACACACACAGGAGCAGUGGCUACUGGAGACAAGCAGGUCCAUAAACUUCUGUCCUGCAUGCAAAUGUAUUCUGGUCUACAACAAUUUGGUUUCUCCCGAGUAAUCCUGUGAAUUGCAGCUUGAAUUCUAAGUUGGAGCCCCUGCCAGGCACACAUUGGCUAUAUAUCUCUGUGUUCCCGAGAAGGCAGGUGGUGGUAAAAGCUGUUUAAAUAUCUCACACACACCCCAACCAUGAGCGUGACAGAUAAGAGCUCCCCUCUCCUUAGCCUGACCGUCCUUUCACAUCCUUUUCUUUCUUCUCAUCUGUUCCAAAGGUGCCUGCAAGACUUGGGAUGGGUGGCUGACUUUAGCAAGAUGCUGAAUAUGACGCUUCCCGACUUAGCAGUGGCCGAAGAUUGUCUUUACCUGAAUGUUUUUACCCCAGACACCAAGGCCAAAUUGCCUGUAAGCAAACAAAGCCUUCCUUACGAGUAUCGCCUCAUGCUGCCUGCAAAUGUGCAACCAGAAGUAGUGCAGGAUCAGAAGCAGUUGCUCUUGAGGCCAGCAGGGCAGAGGACAGAAACAGCAAACCACAAUGUUAUGGGGCUGUUGCUCCCCCCCCCCUUUAAUUGCCCAUGCUCCACUCACACAUGCACACAUGCUUCUUUUACCUUCCUUUCCACAGCUGGAGUGAAGAAAACAAUGAGCAGCAACUCUUUACCUUCAGCCUGUAGUUCACUCUUCUCUGAGACAUUUCCCCUCCUUUUCCUCAGCUUUUGACUGGCGUCUCUUCACAGUCCAAGCCCUUCAGCUGCCCAUCCACUCCCUGGAUCUCCUCAGCCACUCUGGAUGCUCUGCAGCUGGGAUUCUGGGUUCACCCCAACCCCUCGUAGAGUCCGAUUCCCCAUCCAAUCUGAAACCAUACUGGAACCUGCUUAGGAGCUUUGCAAAUGUGGUAGCGGUUUUAUUGCUGCAAUGGCAUGGAUUCUGCCUUUCAGCUGCUCCACUGGCUCCUGGUGCAGAGCACCCAACUUCUCUUGAAAGCUCUUUUAGUGCUGGCCCUGUUGCUCCAUUAACACCAAGUUCAUCUGUGCCAGGAAUGUUGCUGUUAUAACGAGUUCCUUUUAUUUUGUGUAUUUUCCCAGGUCAUGGUCUGGAUUCACGGAGGGGCUCUGAUAUUAGGUGGAGCUUUUAUGAAUGAUGGAUCAGCCUUGGCUGCUUAUGAAAAGGUGGUAGUUGUUGCGAUUCAGUACAGGCUGGGUCUCCCAGGAUUCUUCAGGUGAGAUAGUUUCUAACACUUGAAAAGCCGCACUAACUUAAAGGUACACAGGGCACAUGCAAUCUCUUUGGUGAAGAUUAGAGAUGCCUUUGCUUCUCUUGCUUCUCUUGCUAGGAGUAAUAAAUAAAAAGCUUUGCAAGGAGAGGAAAGGAGGUGCAAAGAAAAGGGAAGAGGAGGGGAAUUCAACUUGCUUCAUCACUGCAUCUUCCUGAUUUGCACCACGCAAAAUAAGACACAACCAAAAGACCUGCAACCCUUUGAAAUUAGUAUUUCUCCAAAUUUUGUGAUACAGUUAUCCAACCAGAAAAUGCAUGUGGAAACACAUAUUAGAGGAAAUGUGGAAGAAAAGGCAUAUAAUAGUGAAAACAGCCUGCGAAGUUAAGAAGCUGGAAGUCCCAAGCAAUAGGGUCCUGAAAGAAGGGCUGAAUGGAAGGAAAAAUGGGGGGACAGAGGAGACACAUGAAUGGCUGAAAUAAGAAGGAUCCUGGAGGAAAUACUCACUUUGCGCUACCUGGCAGCUGUUGCCCAUUUCAGAGUGGUGGUGCUGAGGCAGAAGACUGCUCGCUUCUCAGGUCAAACCUUCAGCUUAUCUCCUUGCAGAGCAGAGAUAGAUCAUUUUGUGGGUGGGGGAUGCAUGUUAACCAUCUAGUAGUUUCUCCAUCGCUUGACUAUUGCCUUUCUUUUAGCACUGGUAGCAGUGAUGCCCGUGGAAACUGGGGAUUGCUGGAUCAAGUAGCUGCUCUCCAGUGGGUUCAGGAGAACAUUGCACAUUUUGGAGGAGAUCCCAAUUCUGUGACCAUAUUUGGAGAGUCUGCAGGAGCAUUUAGUGUUGGUGCUCAGGUAGGGAUCCACUAAAUAUGGAGAUCGCAAAGGCUCUGAGGACUCUGCCAGAGAUCUCUAAACUGGGGCUGGGAGGUGGGCAGAAGAAAGAUCUGGAUCCAGUUGUAAAUCACUUUUAUGAUGUAGAUCUCCAAGGAUUUCUGGUUUAACAAGACCAACAACAAAGUGCUUCCUCCGUAUUAAAGGACACUACUGGCAAAACUAAGAUAGUUUGGGGGAGACAAGGGUAUUUGUGUGGAAGGACUGUAAGGGCCGUUCAGCUCUAGUACUCAGACACAGCAGCUGCCUUUGCAAGAAAUGUUACGUCUUCCACAAAAUAGUCUGAAGCAAAGCAGGUUGCCUCUGAAACUCUGGACCUGCUCAGCUCAGGAACUUCACUGGACAUUUGAGAGCUGCCUUCAGAGCCACCUGUGCCAUGGAGACAGUGCUGGUGGGGGGGAGCCCACAUCCACCUUUGGGAGAAUAGAUUCUAUUUAGGGCUUGCAAGGCUUUAUUUUCCACUUAUCAGCCAAUGGAGACAGUACUGUCUCCAUUGACUUGCAUGGAGAGAGGAGAGUGGUGACACCUGAAGCUUUGGAAAACCAAAACAAGGUUGUAGCUUGCAUCCAAAGCAGUGAGUAAAGGUAAAAUGCACACCCAUUACACCCAGCACAGCCAGCUUUCCACUGAGAUAAUGCAAGGAUUGUUCACACCUGAGCUUAAUGUGCGUUUGAAGCUGUUUGCACUCCCAUUUAAGUACAGCCGUACCUUGGUUUUUGAACAGCUUAGUUCUCGAACGUUUUGGCUCCUGAAAACUGCAAACCGAGAAGUGACUGUCCUGGUUUGCGAACUAUUUUUGGAAGCCAAACGUCCAGCGCGGCUUCCGAUUGGCUGCAGGAGCUUCCACGCUUUGGUUUUUGUACGUUUUGGAAGUCAAAGGGACUUCUGGAACGGAUUCCGUUCUACUUCCAAAGUAUGACUGUAAUGCCCUACACAAGACAUCCCCCUCAAACAGCUGCUCUCCUGCUGAUAACCUGGGAAUUUAGAUUGCCCUGAUCCAGGGAUAAUCCAGUAAGUUUUGAAAAAUGUGACUCCAAACCACUCCACUUGAGAUGGUGAAAGCCUUGGAUUUUGCUCCCGAAUUUUAAAAAAAGUAUUUAUGUAUUUAAUUAUUACUUUUGAACUGCACAGAAAACUUUAGUUUGGGGACAGUAUGUAAAUAUUGAAAAUAAAUACAGUCAAUGCCAUAUUAAAAAACACCUUUGAUUUUGAAUGCCUUGUUUUGUGUCUCUCACCUGCCCUCCUUCUUCCUCUGCUGCAGCUUCUGUCCCCCUUGUCCAAGGGCUUGUUCCACAGGGCCAUCUCUGAGAGCGGAGUCACUCAGCUUCCAGGCCUCAUCACUAGCCGCCCAGAAGUCCUUGCUCAAGUGAGUCUGUUGUUGUUGUGCAGGGAGACAAUACCCUUAAGAGCAAUAGUCUGGUUCCCAAAGUGCUUUGGACUGUUCCAGGGAAUGAAAGUUUGAGGAUUGCAGCUUAAGCAUCUCUCAGAUAUUAAUCAAAGCAGACUGAUAUAAGGGGUGAAUCAAAGCCUUCAAAAAGAUGGAAGAGAGACAGCCUCUGAGCAUGAGCAGAGCUCUGUAGCCAAGGGGGCCCCAUCUAGUCCAGCAUCCUGUUUUCACAAUGGCCAAUCAGAUGCCUAAGGAAAGCCUGCAAUAAUUUGCUGGGAGGGAACAUGGAACUGUGAUUUACAGUACAGUGGUACCUCUGGAUGCGAACGGGAUCCAUUCCGGAGCUCUGUUUGCAUCCAGAAGCAAAUGCAACCUGCGCAUGCACGUGACGUCAUUUUGACCGUCAGCGCAUGCACGAGCGGCGAAACCCGGAAGUAACACGCUCCGUUACUUCCGGGUCGCCGCAACACGCAACCCGAAAAUUCUUAUCCCGGAGCUACUUCAACCCGAGGUAUGACUGUAUAACGUUAAUGGUACAUUAUUAAAAUGUGACACUAGAAGAUGCUGUAGAGCAGCAAGCCACCUGCAAUAAGGAAACUGCAUGUUAAACAUUAUAGAACGAUACAUCUAAUGCUGUCCUAAUAAUGUUUAAAAGAUCAAUGUAGAUCCAGCCUGUGUGUGUUUGUGUGCACACUCCAGCAGCUUUCUUUCUUACGUCCUGCUUUAUCAACCCAAGAGGCUCUGAAACUAGCUUGCCAAGGGUUUGGUCAAUACAAUCACAUUCAAAAAGAUGUGUGCAGUUAAUUGGAAAGAACCUGGUCUCUUCUGCGUCUAGGGAACUGGAGGAGAUUCUCCUCUGAGGUGUUCUCAAAGUAAAGGAAGGAUUGAACUCUGAUUAAUAAGGAUACACACAGAGGCUUGAACCAGCAAGACUCUGGGAAGGGUGUGUAUAAUAAUCUCUCUGUCCACCCCCUGGCCCAGGUCAUUUUAUUCACAAAAGAACUUUUUACAGAGUGUUUGUAAAAACCAAUCAGAUUUCUUCUGAGCAUUUCAAUAAACCCCACGUGGGGACAAAGUUAAACUAUAAACACUAGUUAAGCAUGCAUACUUUUGGGGUUAAUAAAUGAAAACUACAAAGGAGUGCAUUCAGCAACCCCGGAGGUCAUAAACAAUCAAUACACAUGAUAAUAAGGAUGGCCAGGAGGACAGCGAUCAUUAUCACUUUUAUGUGAGACCUGUUUCCUGGCCCUAAGAUUAACAUCCUAAGAUUAACAUAUCAGAAAAGCUACAUCAAAGAAGCUUGCCCACUAUCUUUGAUGGCCCAGGAUGCAUGCCUGGCUAAGCAACUGGCAGCUGGGCUACGUAUGUCACUUGUCAAGCAAGAGAAAUGGACAGCAGAGAAAAUGGCCAGAGAUGCAGAGGGUUGUGGGAUUUGGACAGAAAUUAUUGUCAAUGAAUUAAACCCAGUCAACACAAUGCAUUCAUCGUGGACACAAUGGCUUGAUGCAUAUUUUAUAAUUCCUCAUAGUAAUCCCACCUGACCCCACACCCUGGAUAUUUGCACUCCUACACUCCUCAUCACUCAGCACAAUAUCUAACAUUAGGGCUAAAAUUAAUAACACAAAAAUUGCAAUUUUGGGAAACGUCCAACUCAUGGUCCUAUCAGUAAGAACAGGAAUCAGAUAUGGGGCAUUAUGAGGGCAGCCUUCCCCCGGUUAUGUAACUCCCCCCAUGAAAUCCGGCAGCCCUCCUCCACACAUGACUUUAUCUGCUUUCAGGAAACAUGUUAACACCUUUUCUUUAAAAAAAAAAUCAUGCAAGCUUCUGACCAAAAAGGUUUACACUGCUGGUUUUAACUGCUGCUUACAGUAAGUUUUACUGUUGUUUUGAAUUGGUGGUCCUUGGGAUGAAAGCAGGGGAGAAAUGAAAUGCAUUAAAAAAUGCUGUUAUGCAGUUUCAUUAUUGAGCCACCCUGGCCCUUUGGAGAGGAAGGGUGGGUUAUAAACAGGAAAUUAUAGACAAGAAAUAAGAAGAAUACUGUAAGUGAGGGUGGGGAUUUAAAAGCAAAGAUGUCAUCGUGCCAUGCUUUGUUUCAACAGCCCGUUGCCCGGUUUUGGGGUGUGUGUGUGUGACUGGCCCUGUGGCCUAUCAUGGAUGCUUAAAAGAUGUUGAAAUUCCUUGUCCAUGAAGACAGGGGUCCUUGUUUCAGGAUGACAACCACCCUGAGACGAGUGACAGCCUCAAGCUCUGCUUCAAACAAGCCCAUGGAAAUGUCAGGCUGUUGUGAUUGUUCACCAUCAAUGCAGUGCCAAUUGCUGUGUGGUGUAGUGGUUAAGAGCAGUGGACUCGUAAUCUGGUGAAGCAGGUUCGUGUCUCUGCUCCUCCACAUGCAGCUGCUGGGUGACCUUGGGCCAGUCACACUUCUCUGAAGUCUCUCAGCCCCACUCACCUCACAGAGUGUUUGUUGUGGGGGGGAAGGGAAAGGAGAAUGUUAGCCACUUUGAGACUCCUUAGGGUAUUGAUAAAGCAGGAUAUCAAAUCCAAACUCCUCCUCCUUCUCCUCUUCUAAUCUGUAUUAUUAUUUUAUUCCCCCCUCCUCCAUCAAAAGUUCUCAAAUAAAAUUGCAAAAGCCUCGGGCUGUGAGGCCAGCAGUUCUGCGCUGGUGCAUUGCUUGAGGAGCAAAACAGAAGAAGAACUCAGAACCCUGAAUACCAACUUGACCCUGGUGAGUCUGAAAACUUCAACGACAUCCACAUAAUGUGAUGCUCUUCCGCUCUUUUUUUGCUCUCCUUUGUUUAUUUGGGUCGGGAGGUACGUGGGCCACAAACUGUUGGAAUCUUCCUAGAUGAAAAGAUUUAAACAUGAGGGAGUUUGCAUUGUUAUCCAAUGGGACAACAUGCACACAUGCCAAAAGGUUUGUUUGGACUAAGCCCAUGCCUCUCCAGGGUCUUUCUGUUUGGCGAUUCGUCAUUUUGCCUCAUACAAACACACAUGUAUUUUUCUCAUUCCAAAUCCUUCUUGGUCGGGUUUCAAGCAUAUUAACACUUUGGGGAAAGGCUACAGUUUAGUGGGAGAGAAUCUGGCUUGCAUGUGGAAGUUUCUAGAUUUAAUCCCAGCAUCUCCAGGUUGGAGUGGGAAAGGCCCGUGCCCAAAACCUUGGAGCGUGGCUACCAGUCAGUGGAGAUAAUAUUGAGCUAAAUGUGGUCUGGCUUGUAAUAAGGCAGCUUCCUAUGUCCCUGCUUUUGGAAUUGUCCAGUUUUGCUUCAUUCUUGUUAUACAUAACUUUUGCAGUUGUUUCUAGGGAUCCAAUACACAUUAAAGAUAACUUUUCUUUAAAAACGAACAGGGAUUUGGGAUUAUCCCCGCAGUAGUUGAUGGAGACUUCAUUCGAAAGGCACCUGAGGAACUACUGGCCUCAAAGGAACUCAACACUGUCCCAUAUCUAUUAGGUGUGAAUAAUCACGAAUACGGAUGGGUUGUUCCUGCGGUAAGUUGCUCACAAUUUAUUUUUGUACCCUGAUGUGUGGCUGCAAUAGAGUCUGGUGCUUUUGAAUAAUAUUUUGAAAGCAAAUGAUGUUUGCUGAAAUUCCCUGCCCCUCCUUCCCUUCUUCCUCAUCCUCUUUAUGGAUUUACCAUGUCUUUUGUGCCUUUACAAACUCAGGUAAAAGGAGUGAAGGCCAGGUUCCAUAUUCCUUGGAUGAUAUUGAAUGUGAAGUCUCUAUUUAAUUCCACAGGCAAUGAACAUCUCCGGCAUAACUGAAGGCAUGGAUAAGGAGACCAUCAUUGCAUUGUUUCAGCGGAUAACCGCCUCCAUGGUAAGAGAGAAGCCAACGAGCCCUACUUACUGAGCUUUCUACAAGCUCCAGUGUGUAUGGGAAAGGGGAGAUAACAUAAAGAGGGGCAGAAAAAACACCUGCAAAACAGGGCCGGCCCCUUCCAAAGGCCUUUCCCUUCCAGCCCUUUGUGGUUUCAUUUUUGCAGCCUUUAAAGCAGGGAUUAAACAUGCAUCUAGGAUCAAAUGAUCCACAACAUCAGGUGCCAGUUACAGAAACAAGAACAAAAACUCUGGGUGUGGUGGCUGGGGGUUGGGGACCCUCCGCACCUUUGCAGAGUGUGAGACCCACCCACAAGCAGCUGGUGGCAGUGGAGGAAAACCCAGAGGCCCCUUUGCUUUCUUUUGCAAACAGGCAUCUCUGCUGCCACUUUACAUGUCUUAAAGCAGGGGUGUCCAACAGGUCGAUCCCCUCAAAGUUUUGGUAGAGGUCUCUGGCCCCUUCCCUGCUUUUAUGGAAACCAGGGAGGUGGGAUUAAGUCUUCAUCACUAGUUCCCCACCCCUUCCCUCCCUGUCAGGGGUGCAUCAUUUACACCCCUCCACAAAUCCAUCCAUUCACACCUACACACACCCUUGACACAGACAUUUAAAGCUGCCUUUCUUUUGCCUCUCCCCUUUUCUCCUCCCACAUCCCUGAAAUUGUUCCCAUUCACAUGAGUGGGAUGCUUUCACUAACCCUGUUGUGCAAAGGUGCAAUUGAGGAGAGGGUUGUUUUCUUCCCAGCUCCUCCCCAGCCCAUUCCAAUUCCUCUCUCCUUGCAUGAUAAAUUAGCCUUGGGGAGGGGGGAAAACCUAUUUUCCUCUAACCCUAAUUGCCAUGUUUGGGGGCAGGAAGCAGAUGUGUGGGUGUAGGAUCCCAAAGCUUUGAGGGCUAUGAGUGGCCCACAAGCCAGAGGUUUCCUCUCCUUGUCAUGUGUUGUCGCUGUUGUUUCCUGGAAGAGCCCAGCUGCCGCACCCAUUUCCCUGGCGGCAUUUGCUGGGCAAUGGAUGUCGCAGGAGGGGCAGUGGUUCCCAUGGCCUUCUCUAAUGUGCCUGCUUCCUCCUUUCCUUGCAGAAUUUAUCACCUGAGCCUCUGCAGAUGGCACUGGAUGAAUACUUGGGAGACACCAAGGACCGUGUCAAGUUACGAGAUCGCUUUCUGGACAUGAUGGGAGAUAUGGUCUUUGUUGCUCCUGCUGUUGAGAUAGCUAGAUAUCACAGAGGUGAUUUCACUUUUGAAAUAACGGAAUGACCACAGCAAACCGUUAUUUAUCUAUUUUAUUUAUUAGAUUUAUAUACCAACCUUCAUCAUAAGAUCUCAUUAGAAGCUCUUGCAUUGGGGAAAUUUCUAGAGGCUCCAUGAUUGUCAAGAGGUGCUGGGUUCUAGUCUUGCAACCCAACCCGGAUGAGAAAAAAAUACUUGGGGGGAGGGGGAGGGAAGAUGCCGCUGGUCCAGGGGGGUGGGUUCAGCCUGCCUCACCCUUUUGCUCUCCCCACAAUCCGUCCUCUGAUCCUAUGCCAGGUGGAGUAUGCAUUUUAUUUAUGAUAGAUCACUUUCUAACCCCACUUUUCCACCCAGUGGAACCACAUCAAAGUACGAAGUGAAAUACAAAAUAACAUUCAAAACCAUUAGACCCACACAGAUAAAAUGUCUUCCAUGAAACCAGUGUUUUUCUUCUAAAAAUAUGUUUAGGGGGUGCUCUCAUUCUGACUCAAGAAAAGCACCAUUUUAUAGUUCAAAUCGGGGAAAAUAAAUACAGUAAAUGGGCUAAAGUACAAAGAUUCACAAAAUGUUUUGGGGGUAUGCGUCCCCCUGUGUCCACCCAGAAAAAAGUACUGCAUGAAACUAAUGCCACCAUAUUUACAGUUGAUAUUGUAAGUAAACUUUGGAGACCAUAACCCUGUCUGAUUCCCCCUCCCCCCCCCCCAAUUUAUUUACUGCAUUUAUAUUCUACUCUCUUUUUUUCUGCAAGGAGCUCAAGGUAGCAUCCUCAUUUAAUCCCUAUACAACAACCUUUUUGCUGUAGUUUAGGCUGAGAGGCAAUGACUAGCCAAGGUUACGCAGUUAGCUGCAUGGCCAAGUGGGGAUUUGAACCCAGGUCUCGCAGGUUCUAGGUCCAACAUUUCACCCUAGCUUUGCUUGCUGAUAGAAGGUCAUCAGAGAAUGGGCUGUGUGGGCUUCCUUUGGCAAAGAUAUCGAAAGUCCAGGAGCGGUCACUGAAAAGCCCCUUUCUUGAAAUUUCUGCCAAAUACACUUCUUCAGGUAUUUGUGGCACAGACAGAAGCUCCCUCUCUCUCCUCCUCUGUCCCUGAUCUCAACACUCAAGCAGACUUGUAUGAGAGCAAUCUUUUGGAUAUCCUGGUCCCAAGUCAUGUACUGUCAUAAUGAACUUUUUGACUUGUGCCCAGAGACGACUUCUAGACAGUGUGUCUUGCUCCCAGUAGCUGGCAGUGACUAGCUGCCCAGGCAUUCUGAGCCAGUUGCUAUAGGAGUCCAAAUUAUAGCUGCCACUAAGACAUGUGUCCCUGUGAUGCGGUAUGUGGUGAACACAUGAUAUUAACAAAUGCAUUGUGCAUGCUCAUGACUGUGAUCAUAUGUGCUCUGUGGAUCACAACCAUCGUAAUGUAUGGUGUCCCAGUAAUCACUGCAAACACUGAUCUCUCUCUCUCCCCCCUCCCCCACCCACUUUUUAUUUCAGAUUCUGGAGCUCCUGUCUACCUUUAUGAAUUCCAGCACCGGCCCAGUGCAUUAAAACACGCAAAGCCAGAUUUUGUGAAGGCAGAUCAUGGUGAUGAACUUGCCUUUGUAUUUGGGGUACCAUUCUUAGGCAGUGAGUCAGCCGCUUUGAUGGGUAAGAAUCUUAUUGAUGUUUUCUUCUGCUUUGCUUUUAUAAGGCAGGGAAAGGUGCAGUUGCACAGGAGAAAGUCAAUAAGGUCAGAAGGAUUUCUUAAGGCUGGGCAAGACUGGCUUCUUUUGUAAUGGAGAUUAUUGCCUCAAUAGCUGGAUCUUCCUUAAGUCUUCUGAAGGCGUAGGUGGCAUAGCGUAGGGGGGGCUGCAAUCGCCCUGGGUUCAUUUUUCAGGGUGGGGCAAGCACUGCUCCUGCCCCUCCCUGAGCCAGGCUGGCACUGCUUUGUGAGACUAGGAUCUGAUAUAUCCCAGCCUUGCAAAGCCACUUGGGGAGGGCGGCGUGAGAAGGGAGCAACAACCAUGCACCCUUCGUUCCCAGCCACACUUUUGCUGGUGAGGCCGGGGUCGAAGGGAGCAUGGCUGGUGUGCCUUUCUUAUGCUGCCCUCCCCGGAUUCGAGCCUUGCAAAGCCAUUCUGGGAGUGCAGUGUGAGGACACAACAGGCAUGCCACUAGGGACUGGUGUUGCUCCAGCAGUGACGAGGGCUGGCUGGGUGAGCUAAGUGGGCUCCAUUUGUUCUUUGUGUCUUGCCCCGUGUGAGCGCAUGUGAACUGGGCAUCAUGGAGACACAUGGCUUUUCCCGCUUCUAGCUCAGGAUAAGUGGGCAGGAAGGGGCAGAGUCUUGCAGCUCUGGAAUGUACCUUUUGGCGGUUUGCCUCACUCUGGAAGUCUGAUGUGGGUUUUGCUUCUGGGGUGUUUAAACUGCUGCCUCCAGCUAUGCUUAACCUGUAUAGAUCUGUAAAGAAACUCUAAUAUUAUGAAAUGGCCUCAGCGACCUCCUUCCAAAGGCAACCAAACUUGGGUGAGUGGAGCUGACCUGGAACUUCUCCCCAUUUGGAGAAGCGGGCUGAAUAACAACAUUAUCAAGGAUUAAUUUAAUCAUUAACCAGCUUUAGCAAAUCACAGGCUGCUGUUUAAAUAUGCCCAAGGAAUUUCAAUAUUUGCCAGACUGUCCGUCCCCCCAAACAAAAAAAAAAUAUGGGAACUGUAGUUUAAGGGUGCUGGGAGUUGCAACUCUGUGGCAUGCAAACUACAGCUCCCAGUGCUUGAUAUCUUUACUAAGCCGCUCUGGGAAUUUAUCUGAAAGGUAGAAGUUUAUGUCUGAUAGGAAACAAAAACCAUAAACAGAUGAGGAAGCAAAACAAAUUUUAAGCAAAUGAUAACAAUGAAACACCUCUUUAAAGCUCUACUGAUAGUCAAUACCAUAAAUUCUACAUGAAUUACUACAUGCUACAUGACUAAUACAUUCUUCCCCCUGUACUUCUCACAUAAAGCGACAGAGGCCGAGAAAGAGCUCAGCAGAAAAAUGAUGAAAUACUGGAGCAACUUUGCCCGAAAUGGGUAAGAUUCUUGGCUAUUUCAAAACACUAUGCCUCAGUGGUUGAAAUAUUUGCAUUGUUAUUAAUAAUUGCUAUUAUUUGAUAUCUAUCAUAAAGCAUCUGUAGGUGACUUACAAAUACAAGGACACCAACAAUCAAGUUUAACAAUAAACCGCAAUAACAGCAAAAUUGUAAUACAGAAGCAUCAAUAAUCCUGGUAAUCCUAUUCUCUCGAAUGCCUGGGAGAAGACGCACGUUCUGACCUGAUGCUGAAAGGAUGUAAAUAAAUGUCAGCACCAGGAAGGCCUCACUGGGGAGGCUGCAGCCAAAAUGGCCCUCUCCCUUGUCACCACCUUCUAGACCUAUCUUGGAGGGGAGACCCAGCGAAGGGCCUCAAACAAUGAGCACAAGGUCUACCCAUGUUUAAGAGGAGAGGCUUUAGGGCAGGGGUCAGCAAGGCUUACCUUGCCUCGGCUGGUUCAUUGCCACAGAGCCCCUCUGUGGGCCAGAUCACAGGUGCGUGAUUUUCGGCGUCUGCGCAGGUGUAAUUUCCAGCAUCUGUGCAUGCGCAGACACAAUUUCCAGCGCUGUGAAAGCGAGUCCCCGCACUGGUUUAGCGCAGUGCGCGGGGGCUUGCCCUGCAGGCGGCUCGGUUCGGGGGUGGCUCGUGGGCUGGUAAAACCACCCCGUGGGCCGCUUGUGGCCCAUGGGCCUUAGGUUGCCGACCCCUGCUUUAGGGCCUUGAGCCACAUAAGGCUUUCCAGGUUAAACUAAGACUUGGAAUUGGUCCCGGAAACAAAUAGCCAGUGCGCCUAUGCCAGAACCAAUGAUGGGCUCAGACCACUUCAUUUCCCUCAUCAGUCGUGCUGCCACAUCCUACACCAGCUGCAGUUUUUGAGCUGUCUUGAAAGGCAGCCUCAUGUAUAGUGCAUUGUUGUAAUCGAAAACAGAGGUUGCUAGAGGAUAGAUUACCAAGGAACCACCCACUAACAGCGUCUCGUUGUUUCGGAUUGAGCCUCAUCCAGUCCGUCACCAUGACCAGGCACCAGUUCAGCACACCAACCAUCUCAGCGGCAGAAAGAGAGAUGCGUGCCGUCAGCGUACGGAUGGCGAUACGCUCCGAGAUGCUGUAUGGGCCCCACUCAGUGGCUUUACGUACAUGCCAAAAAGUACAAAACCAAAAUGCUGAAUAGGAACUGAAUUCUCGGCUCUGUCUUUUGCAGGAAUCCAAAUGGCAAAGGUUUGGUGGAAUGGCCUCAGUAUGGUCUGAAUGAAGAAUAUUUGGAAUUAAACCUGGAGCAAAGGAAAGCAGAGAAGCUGAGGAAGAACAAGGUGGACUUCUGGUUAAAGACACUGCCUGAAAAAUGAAGAAAAUGGCUGAAGGAAAGGAAAAACAUGGGGAACUGUAACCAGUGGCCAAAUUGCCCCAGCUUAUUUUUGUUUGUUUUGAGAAUAAACACUUUCCAACAAGAAUUAUUUCAGUCUGAAAAAUGCAUUUGUUCAACCUAUGUUCUAACGCCGAAAAUCUUAGCUAUUAUGAGAUACUAUUUAUACAGCAGAAAUGCCAGGUGAUUCACAUCAACAAUUAGGAAAUCCUGCCAAUGAUUUGAAGAGUAAUGCGUUUAUGCCCCAGUGCAGUUUAAGAAUCCUGUGCAUGGCUGCACCGCCUUGUUGAUUAGUCAGCUUAGGUCACUGAUCUUAAAAAACGUCUCACGCAAAUACUUGGCAAACAAGCACAGGCAGUUGGCAUUAUUUUAGGAGAGGCAUUUCACCUUUUCUAAGAUUGUGCCCACUUUGACAAGCUGACUUCCUCGCUGUUGGGUUUUAGAUGAAAAAUAUAAAUGGGGCAGGAAGUCACAGAAGGGAGAUGUUCAUGCCUAGCCCAUGAGGGUGGGACAAGUGUCCUUCAUGAUUUCCUCCCCCCUUUUCAAACACCAAGUGAAGAAAUCCAAAGCUUGGCAGGUUGGAUAGGAAUCUAAAUGGGGUGGGGGCUCGUUGCAAACUCUGACCUGUGGACAGGCAGCUCAAAUUCAAUCUGUAAUCUGCAGUUCUUAACCUUGGAGCCUGUAUAAAGGCAGCAUCAUAUAAAGCAAACAGAGAGCACAGUUACACAGUACAAAAAAAAAUACAAUCCAAAUACAAUACCUGAGAAGGUAUUCCCUUCUCAGAGUACCUGUGGAUUGGGAAAAUCCAGAUUUAGUGGGUGUAAAAUAAGGGCUGCCACUUAGAUGUGGAGGUUGUGAAGAAAUGAUAAUAAGAAACUGAGAGAUAUCUCACUUGGUAGAGCAUGAGACUCUUAAUCUCAGGGUUGUGAGUUUGAGCCCCAUGUUGGGUGAAAGAUUCCUGCAUUGCGGGGGGGGGGGGGUUUUGAAAGAAUGGCUACUUCUUGAAAACACUGACAUUUUGGACUUAGAAGGUUUUAACAAUGUAUUUGGAUGGCAUGCAUAUUUAUGGUACGAUAAGGUCAAAGCACAUAAAGCAUUUAAAAACCAUAUUGUCAGGAAAGCGCUGUUUAAUGUUUGGAUAAGAUAUAAGGAUUUGUUAGAAAACAAAACCCCAAGGUGGCUGUCACCAAUGGAAGCGAAAGCCUUGAAAAAGCUCAAUAUGGAGGUCAAUUGGCCAAAAUAUUGGGAAAUUUUGGAACAAGAUGGAGAUAGACUGAAAUUGCAGAGUUUUGAAAAACUAAAAAACAAAGUGCGAGACUGGCUUCAUUAUUUUCAGAUAAUGGAGGCAUUUAAAUUGGACAGGAAAAUUGGCUUCCAGGUGGAAAGAUCAAAAUUGGAAACAGAAUUGUUAGAUCCUAAAACUAAGAAUUUAUCAAGAAUGUAUAACUUGCUGUUGAAAUGGAACACACAGGAUGAAACGGUUAAAUCUGUUAUGAUUAAAUGGGCACAAGAUUUUGGACAUAACAUUAUGUUUGCUGACUGGGAACAGUUAUGGACCACAGGUAUGAAAUUUACGGCUUGUAAUGCCUUAAGAGAAAAUAUAAUGAAAAUGAUUUACAGGUGGUACUUAACCCCAGUCAAGCUAGCAAAAAUCUAUCAUUUGCCAGAUAGUAAAUGUUGGAAAUGUAAAGAGACGGAGGGUACAUUUUUUCACCUUUGGUGGACAUGCCCAAGGAUUAAGGCUUUCUGGGAAAUGAUAUAUAAUGAAAUGAAAAAGGUAUUUAAAUAUACCUUUCUGAAGAAACCAGAGGCCUUUCUUCUGGGCAUGGUCGGCCAAUUGGUGCGAAGGGAGGAUAGAACUUUCUUUAUGUAUGCUACAACAGCAGCAAGAAUACUCAUCGGGAAGUACUGGAAGACACAAGAAUUGCCCACCCGAGAAGAAUGGCAGAUGAAAGUGAUGGACUACAUGGAACUGGCUGAGAUGACCGGCAGAAUUCGAGACCAGGGAGAAGGGUCGAUGGAAGAAGAUUGGAAAAAAUUCAAAAUAUAUCUUCAAAAGUACUGCAAUAUAAAAGAAUGUUAGAAGGAGGUUGGAAAAAGAAUAUUAGGUCGUUUGGGUAGAUACGAUAUAAUGGAAUAAGCAAAAAUGAGUUGAUGAAUUUGAUGAAAUAGAGGAGGUUUAAUUACACUAUUUUAAUUUUAAAAUACGUAAAUGAAAAUAAGGUUAGAGGGAUUUGCUGGAAACACGAUUUGAACUAGAAUACAAAAUUGGGAGGUGAGAGGAGGUCAUGGAAAUAAGUCAAGGGAAAAGGUUAUGUAAAGGUUUAACCUGCUUUUGUUUUAUUUUUAACUUAAUGCAUUUUUAUAUUUUUUGUUAAGUUUUCUUUUUUAUCCUAUCUUACUGUUCUUUUUAUUUGUUUAUUUUUUGCUUUGUUAUGGUUAAAGUUUUCUUUGUAUUCCGUAUGGUUUUUCUUUUUUUUCCUGUAAUUUUAAAUUUGGAAUAAAUAUCAUU
Podarcis lilfordi (Lilford's wall lizard) is the source of this 18196-nucleotide messenger RNA. The record is from the annotation of a GenBank genome assembly. NCBI's taxonomy places the organism in Eukaryota, Metazoa, Chordata, Lepidosauria, Squamata, Lacertidae.